Molecule: messenger RNA, 2151 nt
Organism: Cephus cinctus (wheat stem sawfly)
Lineage: Eukaryota; Metazoa; Arthropoda; Insecta; Hymenoptera; Cephidae
Gene: Nle
Product: notchless protein homolog 1
Exons: 6
Coding region: 628-2070 (480 amino acids)
Biological process (GO): Notch signaling pathway; ribosomal large subunit assembly
Cellular component (GO): nucleolus
Molecular function (GO): protein binding
Source: RefSeq, a predicted model, not a curated record
GUCAAGCGUUGAAAAAACGCUCGAGAAAACACAUUUUCGUGGAGGUAACCUUCGAAAAUCUUUCUGACAAAUGCAUGGAAAAGUUCGGAAUACGGAGUACAAUAACAAGCGAUGUAGCCAAUGUGCCGUUCGAGAGACUCAAGCUGGUUUAAAUUAUUCUUCAAGAAAAUCUAUCAGUCUUACACCGGCGACGUGUACAUUUUACUGAGCGCAAACACAGAACGCUAUUACUCAAUGGACGAAAUGGCUAUUCCCUAAGGAAGACGGGAAAAAGCAAUCGAGCGAACAACGAUCCCUCCGCUUGCCGACUCUUCUUCCAAUCGGACCAAGUCGGAGGAAGUCGGAGAUCCUCGGGAAGGUUUACCAAUAAUCCUGUCACCGUCUUGUAGCUGAAUAAAAAGAUAGUAUAUGUAGCACCACGUGCUGCGUUUAUAAAUGAAAAAAGCCUUUUUUGAGUACCCUGUUGUAUGUUUGUUAAAUUGAAGUUGUAAACUGUUAAUUACAUUAUUUUUGGUGCUUUUUCACUUUUGUGCACAGUAAUAAAAAACUAUCUGAAGCAAGAUUAAAUAGACAAUAAGAUUUCAUAAUUGUUAUUUGUGUGAGAAGUAAAUUUAUUAGGGACUAAAAAUGAGUAAAAGAAAGUGUAGUGAAGGUGACCAUCAGGAUAAUGGCACUGAAAGUGAAGUCAAAAGAGUCUUGUCACGUUUCAAAUCUGAAACUGGAGAGAUUUUGCCUGGUGGUCUAUUGGAUCUUCCGGUCGAUAUAACUGUGGAUAAGUUGCAAUUAAUAUGCAAUGCUCUGCUGCAAGAAGAAGAUCCUGUACCACUAGCCUUCUUCGUUAAUGAUGUGGAGGUUGCUGGUACACUUGAGAAUAAUCUUAAUAAAAACUUUAGCACCAGUGAAGAUAUAGUAGAUAUCGUGUAUCAGCCACAAGCUAUCUUCAAAGUUAGAGCAGUGACAAGGUGUACUGGAUCCUUAGAAGGACACAAGGAGGCAGUUAUAUCAGUAGCAUUCUCUCCAGAUGGUAAAUACUUAGCUAGUGGCUCUGGAGAUACUACUGUUAGAUUUUGGGAUAUCUACACACAGUCUCCACACUUUACAUGUCAAGAACACAAGCACUGGGUUUUGUGUAUAGCUUGGUCACCCUGUGGAACUAAAUUAGCAUCUGCUUGCAAAAAUGGCACUAUUAUUUUAUGGGAUCCACUUACUGGCAAGCAAAUUGGAAGGUCGAUGAUUGGCCACAAAAUGUGGGUAACAUCACUAUCUUGGGAACCCUAUCAUCAAAAUCCUGAAUGUAGAUACCUAGUGAGUGCCUCCAAGGACUCUGAUUUGAGAAUAUGGGAUACAAAACUUGGGCAAACAACGAGGGUUCUGAGUGGUCACACAAAGAGUGUAACCUGUGUCAAAUGGGGUGGUAGAGACCUCAUAUAUUCAAGUUCUCAAGACAGAACAAUCAAAGUGUGGAGAUCAUCUGAUGGGAUACUGUGCAGAACAUUAGAAGGUCAUGCACAUUGGGUAAAUACAUUAGCACUAAAUGUAGAUUAUGCAUUAAGGACAGGGCCAUAUCAUCCUCUAGAAAAACCUAGUGACAAUUUAGUGGAGCAGGCUAAAAAACAUUAUGAAGCAAUUGGAGAGGAGAAGCUUGUGUCUGGCUCAGAUGACUUUACAUUAUUUUUAUGGAACCCAGAGAAGGAAAAGAAACCUAUUGCAAGAAUGACAGGCCAUCAACAACUUAUUAAUGACGUUAAAUUCUCUCCCGAUGGCCGAAUGAUAGCUUCAGCUUCAUUUGAUAAAUCUAUCAAAUUAUGGGAAGCUAAUACUGGAAAAUAUAUAACUUCAUUGCGAGGUCACGUUCAAGCUGUCUAUUCAGUAGCUUGGAGUGCAGAUUCACGAUUACUUGUGAGUGGCAGUUCUGAUUCUACGUUAAAAGUAUGGAGUAUCAAAACGAAGAAAUUGAGUCAAGAUUUACCAGGGCAUGCAGAUGAGGUAUAUGCAGUCGACUGGUCUCCUGAUGGUCUUCGUGUAGCGUCUGGGGGCAAGGACAAAGUUUUGAGAUUGUGGCAAAAUUGAAGAAUUUACUAUUUCUCGCAUCUAAUAGUCUAUCGAUAAUAUUGUAAAUCAUAAAAAAAAUAAAAUAAUUAGUUUUACAAA